Molecule: messenger RNA, 1211 nt
Organism: Halichondria panicea
Lineage: Eukaryota; Metazoa; Porifera; Demospongiae; Suberitida; Halichondriidae
Product: ras-related protein Rab-34-like
Exons: 9
Coding region: 132-968 (278 amino acids)
Biological process (GO): vesicle-mediated transport
Molecular function (GO): GTPase activity; GTP binding
Source: RefSeq, a predicted model, not a curated record
GUACCUCCCACAUAUUGAAGCUAGCUGCUCAUUGGGGAGUUGAAGUCGCAAAGUGUACUACUAUAAAGGCUAAGUAAUAAAGUUUAGCUAUAAUUUAUAGGAGAGAACGCACUACGUAAGCGCUGGGAAAGAUGUCGAGUACUGCAAAAGAUAGUGUAACAGCAGAGAGGAUAAUAGAAGACUAUGCCAAGUCUUCGCCACUCAACUACGGUGCUUGGGCCGACCAGACAGACUUUAAACCAGAGGUAAAGAGGCUCUGCAGUGCCCACAAGGAAAACAGCAGAAAUCCGCAUUUUGAGUUUUCCUCCAGUUUUAGCCGACGCUCUGCCAAAGUGAUCAUCAUUGGUGCUCCUGGAGUGGGGAAAACAUCACUCGUACUCAGAUACUGUCGGGACAUUUUCGAGAGGAACUACAAGACAACCAUAGGUGUGGACUUUGAGGUUGAGAAGUACAAGAUCCUUGGAGUCCCCUUCCACAUGCAGAUCUGGGACACGGCUGGAGCUGAUAGAUUUAAAGGAGUGACAACCGCUUAUUUCAGAGGGGCCCAAGUGGUUGUGGUAGCGUUUGACCUGACGAGUAUCGAUUCUUUGUACAGAACAGAAGAGUGGCUACAAGAAGCACAAGAGCAUUGCAAUGUUAACAACUUCGAAGUGUUUCUCAUUGCAACCAAGAGAGAUCUCGUGUCUGACUGGGCAUGCUCGGAAAUGGAGAAGAAAGCGGAGGAAUUUGCCGACAAGUACGGGGCGGAGUAUUGGAGCACCAGCUCUCGGACAGGGGAGAAUAUUGAAGAGGUGUUCACUCGUAUAUCCGUGGUAGCAUUUGAGAGUGUUCUCAUGAGAGAGAUCAAGAUAACAGCAUCGACAGCUGAGAAUGGACAGCGUCAGUUGGAGUCAUCAUCGUCCCUCAUCAAGCUAAAGAAACCGACUGAAUUGUCAAGUAAGAAAAAAAAGAACUGUUGCUCAAGAUAAACCAAUCUUAUUGCAGACAAGCUUUCAAAUAAUCACCAUGCUGUGUAUGUAUAUAUAUAAUUAUAUAUACUAUAACAUUUUUACACCAAUUUUUUUUACAAUUAAUUUUUUGCAUAUAAUUUAUUACAAUUUUUUAUAGCAUGCAACUCUCCAUUAUUAUUAUUAUGCUUUAAUUCCACCACGAGUACGUUGAAUGCAGUCGUGACAAUUUUUUUAUUGAAUUCAUAUAAUUAUGGUAGACAA